This is a messenger RNA of Sipha flava (yellow sugarcane aphid), 2192 nucleotides long. Its product is annotated as N-acetyl-D-glucosamine kinase. The record is from RefSeq and is a predicted model, not a curated record. Gene Ontology annotation, molecular function: N-acetylglucosamine kinase activity. NCBI's taxonomy places the organism in Eukaryota, Metazoa, Arthropoda, Insecta, Hemiptera, Aphididae. Bases 562 to 1608 code for a protein of 348 amino acids. The transcript is spliced from 8 exons.
CGCCGCCGACGUUGCUCCGCAAUAAAAAUUUAAUAUAAAAUUAUUAUUAUUACUAUUAUUAUUAUAUACUAAUAGGUAUAGUACUCGCAUACAACACACAUUCGUUCGCGUGUCCUCGUGUGAUGUUCACUGGUGCUGCGUAGCAUUAAAUUGCCAAUAGUUUGUACUGUCCGACUUCGCUGUAUAGCCUGCGGUAUUAGAAAUUCUUGAAACCAUUUCACCUUAUUUCAGUAAUAAUAUUACUAUUGUACUUAAUGUAACGGUGUGAAGUAUACGAUAUUAUUAUUGUACAACAUAAAAUUUCAGAAUAUAUACAAUAUAUAUGCGAACAUUUGCUUUCGAUUUUUUAACGAUUUACGCUCAAUUAAUACUGAUAAAUACUAUAUAUAUUUAUUAUUAUUAUAUUCUGCGUGUGGCGUGCGUGUACGCACAAUAGUAUCUUUCCGCAUAUUUAUUUCAAUUGCGCGCAACUUGUUCUACCCGUUUUGUUUUUUUUAUUUUUUAACAUCUCUUUGACUCGAACGGUCUUAUUUUAUUGUACUACCUAAUCCCGUUAACAACAUGACUGACGCGUUUUUCGGCGGCAUUGAAGGGGGCGCUUCGGUUUCCACAGUCGUCAUAACCAACGGGAAUGGAGACAUAUUGGCUGAGAUCAAAGGACAAGGCACGAACCCGUGGAUUCUUGGGAUUGAUCCUUGUUUGUCUCGAGUUAAUGACUUAAUUAAAGAAGCUCUUGAAAAAGCUAAUCUUAACAACAAUAUCAAACUGAAUGGAUUGGGAUUAAGUUUAAGUGGAUGUGAAAGUGUUGCAUUCUGUAAAAAAUUUGAAGAUAAACUAAAAGAAUCUUAUCCAGAUCUUACUCAUGAAGUAAUUGUUGUUAGUGAUACAUUAGCACCAAUCGCAUUAGCUUGUGAAUCAGGUGGAGCUGUUAUUAUUUCUGGUACGGGUUCAAACAGUUUACUUAUAAAUCCAGAUUUGUCUAUAAAAAGAUGUGGUGGUUAUGGUCAUUUACUUGGUGAUGAAGGCAGUGCUUUUUGGAUAGCUUUCAAAAGCAUAAAAAUUUGCCUUGAUCAUUUAGAAGAUUUUAAUUAUGUUCCUAAUGGUUACUCAAUUGAUAAAGUAUGGGAAGCAAUAAAGGAACAUUUUAAUAUUGAUAAAGUUUUAGAUUUAUUGAACGUAUUUUAUGGCGAAAAAAAAGAAAAAUCUGAAAUAGCAAGUUUAUGUAAAACAAUAUCAGAAUUGGCUGAAAAUGGAGACGAACUAAGUUGUUGGAUAUUUGAUGAAGCUGGUAAAGAAUUAGCAAAAUUUAUACAAUCACUAUAUCCUGGUGCUGACAAAGUUUUACAUAAAGAAAAUGGUGGAUUGCACGUGGUAUGUAUUGGAUCUGUUUGGAAAAGCUGGGAUUUGCUCAAAAAAGGAUUUAUAAAUCAACUUAACAAUUACAAUUCACAACAAACAACCAUAAUAGAAGAAUUUACUUUAUUAGUGCUCGAAAAGACUGUUGCUUUAGGUGGUGUUUAUCUUAUUACAAAAAAAUUAAACUAUAACUAUCCAUUUGAUUAUGUUCAUAAUUAUAGGGAACUUUUCCAUUAUGUAUAUAAUCAAUAAUUUUAUAAUAAGAAACUUACCAUUUAGUGACCAUUACGUUUUAUAUCUAAUAUUUAAUUGAUUAUGUAUGUUAUUAUUGUAUUGUUAUUAUUAUGUAUGGUUGUGCCUUAGAGUAAGACUGAACUUUGUAUGUUCACAUGUAAUUGUGUAACUAGUGUACAUGCAUAUUAUAUAUUCUUAUUAAAUCAAGUAUUUUGAAUAUGGCCUAGUUUAUUGUACAAAUAAAAAAAAACUUUUAGAUACAGUGUAUUGAGUAGCUCACCAGUCCAUCACAAUACAGAACUUAUUAAUUUAUUACAUGCGAAUUUACAAACUCAAGUCUUACUUUUAAAUUUGUGACCUCUGCCCAUUUUUGUUUACUUGUUAUUUUAGCACUAUGAAUUAUUUUAAUUUAAAUUUUUUUUUAUUUUAUUAUUAGAUAGAUUUAGAAUAUGGCAUUAUAUGCCAAAUAUAGUUAUUAUUGGAGUAACAAAAGCUUUAGGAACAAAUACCCUGUCAAUUACCCAUUGUUUGUAUCCUUGUUUUGAUAUUCCAUAAUAACUAAAAUAUCAAUUUAUUUUAUUUUGUUAAAAAUCACCAAGAAA